AUGAUUAGAAAAUUGGAUUCAAUCAACUCAGCAGCUGUAACUUUUGUACCAAGGAUACAUCGGUCAAAGCUACCAGGUUUCCGAUCACCGGAAAGUGAGAAAUACAGCGAAGAAGUGGAGGCGAUGGCAUGGCCACGCCUCAUUCUAUGUAGAGUGAGCCUACCCGGCGUUGACAGCUAUAAAGAUUGUCCUUGGGACGCUAUUCAGGAAGCCACCGUCGUGGAUAAGAAUGGGGAAUGGCCACAACCCUUUGAGGAUGGGGAUGUUCGGACCUACCUGGAGGUCUUCAAGGACCCGAUGCUGAAGAUGUGGCAUGCCUGA
This is a messenger RNA of Opisthorchis viverrini, 321 nucleotides long. RefSeq lists its product as hypothetical. The transcript is spliced from 3 exons. NCBI's taxonomy places the organism in Eukaryota, Metazoa, Platyhelminthes, Trematoda, Opisthorchiida, Opisthorchiidae. Bases 1 to 321 code for a protein of 106 amino acids. The record is from RefSeq and is a predicted model, not a curated record.